Penicillium daleae is the source of this 1413-nucleotide messenger RNA. Its product is annotated as putative cytochrome b5 reductase. The coding region runs from base 1 to 1413 and encodes 470 amino acids. The transcript has 2 exons. Gene Ontology annotation, cellular component: endoplasmic reticulum. The record is from RefSeq and is a predicted model, not a curated record. Gene Ontology annotation, molecular function: heme binding; oxidoreductase activity. Lineage: Eukaryota; Fungi; Ascomycota; Eurotiomycetes; Eurotiales; Aspergillaceae.
AUGUCUCUUUUGAAGGAGUAUACCUCAGCGGAUGUUGCAUUGCACAAAACAAAAACUGAUCUAUGGAUCGCUGUGCACGGGAAAGUCUACGAUGUUACAAAUUACGUCCGUGAUCAUCCUGGUGGAGCGGAUGUCCUUUGUGAUGCCGCUGGAACAGAUGCGACCGCAGCAUACGAAGAUGUUGGGCAUUCUGAAGAUGCCGACGAGAUUUUGAAGACUUUUCUGAUUGGCACUCUCCAAGGGGCUCAAGAGUUCACAAAACCCAAGCCCGUUCGGGUCAUCCAGCAACCGCCACAUGGAGCCACAGGAAAGCCGUCCAGUCUCACAAGCGGCAAGAUUGUCAUGACUCUUUGCUCGGUAGGCGGCUGUACCUUCUUGGCUCUCCUCCAUUACUAUGGGUAUCUCUCGCCUGGAAGGCUUGGGACUUGGCCCUUGAAGAACUUUCCCACUUGGAUACAUGAAAUGCCAAUUCCGAAACUGAGCCUUGGGCGAGCGGACUUCUCCAACGGUUUCCUCACUGCUGCGGGCAUCUACACAGCUAUCGCUGCCGCGGUUGGAUCUAAAAUGAUGAAGCUUACUCAAAUUGAGUCUGGCUUCACCCGCUACCCCUCACACCUCAAGACCAAGAAGCUGGCUCAAACCGAUCCCCACCUUGUCAAAGGGUUUCUCGGGCCCAAGGACUUCAAAGAACUUCCUCUUAUUGCGAAAACGCAGCUCGCACCGAGCGUUUACCGAUUCACUUUUGCACUUCCUCGUCCUACGGAUGUUAUUGGUCUUCCAAUCGGCCAGCAUGUGGCCAUCAAAGCCACCAUCAAAGGCCAGUCCGUUUCCCGGUCCUAUACGCCAACAUCAAGUAACCUGGAUCUUGGAGUUUUGGAAUUGGUAAUCAAGUGCUACCCGGAUGGUCUGCUCACAGGCCAAUACCUUGCCAACUUACAAGUUGGUGAUAAGGUUCUCUUCCGAGGCCCAAAGGGUGCUAUGAAAUAUCGAAACGGCAUCUGCCGUCAUAUUGGUAUGAUUGCUGGUGGAACUGGUAUUACCCCGAUGUACCAGCUCAUUCGUGCCAUCUGCGAGAAUGAAACUGAUACGACGGAGAUCAGUCUGGUUUAUGCCAACCGCACAGAGGAAGAUAUUCUUUUGCGUGAGGAGCUGGAGAAGUUUGCCCGCAGAUACCCAAAGAACCUGAAGAUCUGGUACAUGCUUGACCAACCUUCUCCAAAGUGGAAAUACGGAAAGGGUUACGUGACAUCACAGGUGAUGGCGGAAAAAUUGCCAGCACCCUCUGCUGACACGAGGAUCAUGCUGUGUGGCCCCCCUGGAAUGAUUAAUGCUUCGAAGAAGGCAUUGUGCUCUCUAGGUUUCCAAGCCCCGGGCUCGGUUUCCAAGAUGGUGGACCAGAUAUUUUGCUUCUAG